UACCAUUCAUGGAUACACUGAGUAUGGAGACGAGGAGUGUGUCCCGGGGUCGAGGCUACCAGUCGACCAGUCCACAGUGUGUGCAGAGUGACUGGCUCAGGAGCUGACUGGAGCACACAUGGCUUCUCACAGACAAGUAUAAGCCUUUACCUGCAUUACCUGUCGGCCACUAUGGCCCUGUAGGAGAUAAGUGUUGUGCUCAUUAUCAGGACACCCGGGGUGCCAGUGUCCGGACACCCCUGGGGGUGGCCAGUGUCCAGACACCCCGGGUGGGGGGGGGGCAGCAGUGUCCGGACACCCUGGGGGGAGUGUCCGGACACUGGUAUCUCAUUCAGCUGGUAUCUGCUCAUUCAUUGGUAUCCACUGGUUAUCCAGAUAAAAUCUGCUCAGAAAUGCUCGACACAGAUCCACGUGACAUAAUUAUGGCGCCAGAGGUUGUUGAAGAUGGUGGUGGGAAUGGUGUGGCAGUUCCAUUGUUACAGGUGGAUAAUGAAGGCCAGGAGGAGUACUUUACUAGCUAUGAAGAUGCUGAGAUCCACAGAUUAAUGGUGAGUGAUUCGCCCCGCACCAAAGCAUAUGCUGAUGCUAUCACCACCAACAAGCACCUGUUCAGUGGCAAAAUUGUUAUGGAUGUGGGAGCAGGCACAGGUAUUUUGUCACUGUUCAUGGCUGCUGCUGGAGCCAAGAAAGUAUAUGCUGUAGAAGCUAGUGGUAUAGGUAAAGUAAUUCAGAAAGUGGCUGAAGACAAUGGCUUUGGAGAUGUUAUUAAAGUUUAUAAUGGUAAAGUAGAAGACCUCUCUCUACCAGAAAAUGAAAAAGUGGAUGUUAUUGUUUCUGAAUGGAUGGGCUUUUAUUUGUUACAUGAAUCUAUGUUAAAUUCUGUAAUAUGGGCUAGAGAUAACUUUCUCGCCGAUGAUGGGACAGUCUUUCCAUCAGAAGCAAGAAUAUAUGCUUGCCCAUGUUCGUUAAUGUCCUUGUACAAUGAACAAAUAAUGUUUUGGGACAGUGUUUAUGGAUUUAAUAUGUCGGCUGUGAAAAAAUAUGCCCUAAAGUCAAAAAUAACAAAGCCAGAAGUGUGUCAUAUUCCAGAAUCUGACUUGCUAGCAGAACCAGUCUGUGUUAAAAAGUUUAACCUAAGAUGGGUAUCUGAACAAGAAGUGAAACUCUUUACCGAGACAACCUUUGUAGCCAUUACUAAACCUGGAAGUUAUCAAGGACUUUGUCUCUGGUUUGAAUGCGACUUUGAUGGAAUUGAUUAUGAUGAAGAUGGAAAAGGAUUUGGAACGUUGACAACUCUCUCAACCUCUCCAUUCAGUCCUGCUACACACUGGAAACAAACAGUUGUUGUUCUUGGGUAUGGUGCAGAGCAAACUGAUCAGCGAAUGGAAUUGACAUGUCUAGAAGACAUAGAUUGCAAUGAAGAUUUGAAUUCUGGCACUGAGAAGACAGCAAAUUCAUCUGAUUGUGAUAGUAAAGAGAAGCACAAUACUGCUGCAGAUACUCAGCAGGAAAGUGACUCCACUGAAGCUGAGAAUGGUGGUAGAACACAAAAUAUGUCAGAUGAAACUAGUGAUGAAAUAAGUCAAUCCAGCCUUGAUAAUCAAGUAGAAAAGGAUGAAAUUGUUGGCUGGAAGCUUACUUUGGCCCAGAGUGAUAGUAAUGUGCGUCAUUAUACCAUGACUGUUGAAAUGUUGGAUCCAGAGACUGAAGAACAUCCGGUGCCGUGUCAGUGUCCAAUGCCCCGGUGUGUCAUCAUUAGCAAAAUGAUAGAGAAAGAAGAAAUGGGAAAUGAUGAUAUAGACUGCACAUAAAAUUAAUAUAUUUCUCAAGAAUCUUUAUUUUUUUUUUAGGUACUGUAUUGCAAAGUUUUCCUUAAUUUCUUGUGAGCUUUAAAUUUGAUUUAGCAUAAUGUUAGAGUAAAAUAUAUUUCUAGGUUGUUCAUGAGUAGAUAAUUUUUCAGCCUGAAGAUUGUUUUUGUACUACAGUAAUUGCUUCGUUGAAUACUAUGUAUUAUAUACAGUGGUAUCUUCGUUUUUUAAUUUAAUCCGUUCCCAGAGACCGUUCGAAACCGAAACUAAUUUUCACAAGAAAUUCUGUACUGUAAUGUAAAUUGAAUUAAUCCAUUCCACACCCCCAAAAAUAUUAACUUAAAAAAUACAUUUUAUACAUACAAUACCACCAUUUAUAUUUUGUUCCACAGUAUGUACAAGUAUAUCUUACCUUUAUUGAGGAUGCUUGUUGGCAUAUGGAAGAUAGUGAAGACAGGGGGGGGGGGAGGAGUGGUGGUGGUAGUGUUUAUAAGGGGAGUCCCUUUCCAUUAUAACAGCAGUGAUGACAUUUCUGGGGUACCUCUCUUACGUUUUGCAGGCAUACCACUAGCACCUAGUUGUGGCUCACUGCUUGCUUGUCUUACUAAGAAUCUGUCUAUAGAUACUUUGUGUUUCCCUAUAUUUUAACACUGUGUAGUGAGACAUCCCAUUGUCUCAUUAUGAAUCUCUUGCUUUUUCUCUGUCGUCAUCCUUACAACUAUUUUCUUAGGAUGAACUUUACCACUGAUUUUCUUGGAACCCAUGGCAUGAUAUAUAAUAAGAACUUUUAUGUUCAGAGACCAAAAAAGCACAAAAACAAUGAAAUUCUUCACAAAGUAUUCAAGCACUGUUGUGAUUAGGCGGGAAACACUGGUAAACUGAAGUGCGCCAUGUGCUCGGUCAGCCCAUACGUGUAUCAACAAACUCGAGCACCGAGGCAAACCUCGAAUACCGAGGCAAACCUCGAAUACCGAGGCAAAUUUUUUCAAAGUUUUUGAGAACCGAAAAAUUUGAAAAGGGGGCAUUUGAAAACCGAGGUUCCACUGUAAUUAAAUUUUUCUCUUAAUGUGAAAUAAUACGACCCAGUCAGGUAAAUUCGUCCAGAUUGGAAAUAUUACUCAUUAAUACAGAUUUUAUACGAAAUACUUUACAAUAUUUGUGCAAUAUAAAACAAAAAUUCUGUAGGGUGCUGCAAAAUUUGAUACUGUAGUAUAUUGUAAACUCUUAUUUUUAAUAUUAGGUCAUUACAUUUAUUAAACAUACUGUGCAGUACUGUAUAUUACAAUUAUUGGGAUGUGGACCUAGUCAUGCAGUCAGUAUUCUAAUACUAUUUGACACCUUGCAUUAAAUAGUUAAAGGUUAGUGUCAAUUCAGCUUUUCUCGAUUACAGUAACUGACGUGCAUUACUUUAUCGCACUAUUUUGACAGAAUUCUGAUUUUUUGCACUUGCACAUCAUUUUCACACCUUUACCAUUUUGAUAUCUGGUAUUCUCUUAAUUAGUACUGUGCUGUACUGUAAAAUACCUUACGGUUUUGUCAUGAUUAUAUUUUGUUUUGUGUGACAGGUUUUCAUUUAACUCGACACAGCCUCCUCAAAUUGACAUGAAACUUAAAAUAUUUAAUCCCUUGGGGUCAUUUGUUCCUUGAUAGAAUCCUUGGUGAAUCCGACAUCUUUGAUAUUGCUUACCUUACUGUACAGUACUAUAUAUCCUUUUGUUCUCGUAUUGGCAUCCUGAGUGAGACUUUGCUCCUUUUGAAUAUCCCUUGACAACGAUGGUGCUACAUAGUCUUCCCGGCUUGGUGCCUUCUUUUUGAUAAUGACUUUAAAUAUUUAAGUUUUAACAAAAGUAGUAUGGCUCUUGAAACAGAGUACAGUAAUAAUAUUACCCUGUAGUUAUUGCAAAUCCCAUUCCCUUGAAACUGAGAACGCUUGUGUACAAUCAUAAAACUUGAUUUCUUAUUGGGCAGCAUGGCCCAAGAAACUAGAGCAUUGUAAAUAAAUGCUGCCUCUCUGAGCUAUAUUUUUAAUUUCAAAUCCAGUUUGACUGGGUAAUCAUUAACCCUUGAAAUGCGCAUACCAUCAUCGGAUGUUUGACCUUUGGUGCACAACAUGUCAUCCUCACAUGUUUUAGGUACUUAGCAACAUUUGAAUCUCCCAUUGGUACAAGGUAUUCCGAACCAGUAUUUAAGACCUCCAGUAAAAAUGUCAUUUUGAAAAGUGACAUUUGGGACAUUUUACCGUCAGGUCCCCAAGGGGUCCAGGAGCUUGAUAAUUUUUUUUUACAAAGAAUUUUGCUAUGAACAUUUUGAAUAGAAACUUUGCCUUAUUAAAAUCUAUAUCAAAGA
Procambarus clarkii (red swamp crayfish) is the source of this 4154-nucleotide messenger RNA. RefSeq lists its product as uncharacterized. Gene Ontology annotation, cellular component: nucleus. Gene Ontology annotation, biological process: peptidyl-arginine methylation. Gene Ontology annotation, molecular function: protein-arginine N-methyltransferase activity. NCBI's taxonomy places the organism in Eukaryota, Metazoa, Arthropoda, Malacostraca, Decapoda, Cambaridae. The record is from RefSeq and is a predicted model, not a curated record.